AGCCAGUCACUCCAGUGCAAGUCUCCGAAUGAAGCAAAGUGAGAGACUGCAACUCGCUCCUUCAACACUAGAAUCCAAGCCGAGCUUUUUAUACCGGCCGACUGGCCUUGCUUUCUCCUCCGAUUUACUUUUUUCCCUUUCCCAAUCUCAUCUGAUAGUCUGACGACUUGUCAUCAGUUUUAUUACCGCACGCCCUGCGUGUUGAUUGAACCCUGGUGGCAUCCGACCUGUCAUCUAUACUCAUUACACCCACCACUCAGGCACGCACGCCCUUCUUUGGAUCAUAGCAACAAAUGCCAAUAGUACCAGAAGAAGACGAGCUUGUAAUGGACGCCAAUUUUGACGACUUCAUCAACUGGGACAAGGCCGAACCUACCCUUGCCAAUGUUUCUUCUAGCAUGGACUUCAUGCCGACAACGGCUGACGCCACGCUCGGACAGUUUAACGGUCUAGAUUUGGACCCUCCAUUCUUGAACUUCAGUCAUCUCGGAGCAGACAACAACAUCCUGCUCGAUAACGAACUUCUGGAGCCGAGUCUAGGUCAGCCGAACCUCGACUUUCGUGACCACUUCACAGACCCCUGCCUCCACUGCAGAGCGAAUGGAUACGACUGCAAGAUGAUCUGCGAAGGCACGCACAAGAACUGUUGCACAAGCUGUAUAGCAUUCCGUGUUAAUUGUAGCCAUAAGGCCGAGGGUGCAUUUUCUGGUGGCACAGAAUCUGCUACCCCCGAAACCCCAGAGUCAAAGGCAGACGCCAUAGGAAGAUCAACAGGAUCAGGGUCAGCUAAGACUGCGACCCGCCUGUCCAAAGACUCAGUCAAGGUCCUCAAGUCGUGGUUCGCAAACCACAGCAAGCACCCUUACCCGACAGAAGAGGAGAAAGAGUCUCUUCAACGUCUCACUCAACUCACUAAAGUCCAGAUCACAAAUUGGCUGGCCAACUAUCGCCGGCGGAACAAGUUUGCACGCCCACGCUCCACCUCACCAAGCGUACGCAACUUGUCGCUCGGCGGAAUGGACAUACCUCAGAGAAGGGCCACACCGGCGCCCAUGGAUCGCCGCCUGAGACCUUCCCAUUAUGAGAACAUGAACCCCCUUGAACGUUGGAAGAACUCGCCUCCUGAGAACGAACCGGCUUCCGUCAACGAUAUUGCCAGGGCGGUCUCUUCAGCUUCUACAGCUGUCUCGUCUGGAUUUGAGACUCCUCGGAGCUUCAACCUGACGGAUGACUCGCGGUCGCUAGGCCACGGCUCCUCGGUGAGCAGCUUGGGCACAUCACGUACAUCACAAAGCAGUGCCGCCGGCUCGUUUGCUUCUGCCUACUCCCACGGCUCCCGAAACUCAUUUGGAUCUUUCAACUCACUUGAUAGGGGAAGGAGGCGAAGGCGAAGACGUGCUUUGCCAAACAUGUCAAGCCAACCGACCAGAUCUUCACUCACGCAGCCAACAAACAUGUAUCAGUGCACCUUUUGCCCGCAGACCUUCAAGGCUAAAUAUGACUGGCAAAGACACGAAAAGUCGCUGCAUAUAUCCUUAGAGAGCUGGGUUUGUGCUCCAAAGGGAGCCAAAGCCUUCAACCCAGAGACAUCCCGGAUAGAGUGUGUGUUCUGCUCGGAGCCCAACCCCACUCAAGAUCACCUCGAAACACACAACUACAGCGUCUGUCAGGAAAAGGGGGUUUCUGAAAGAACAUUCUACCGAAAAGAUCACCUGCGGCAACACCUGAGGCUGGUGCACAACACAAAGUUCAUGAACUGGGCCAUGUCAAAGUGGGAGCAAAAGCACGAUGAGUUGGAGUCCAUCUGCGGCUUUUGCGGCUUACGUAUGACAACAUGGACAGCCCGUGUCGAGCACCUAGCCGGUCACUUCAAAGCUGGUAGCUCCAUGGCAGAAUGGAAAGGUGACUGGGGGUUCAGUCCAUUUGUGCUUGACAAGGUGCAGAAUGCCAUUCCACCAUACAUGAUCCACGAGGAGAGAAUUUCCCCUUGGCCCUAUGUUGCAUCUCACCCGAUGCCGGAGACCCCGAUCCACGCCUAUGAACUCCUGAAAACGGAGCUUGUAUACUGGACGCAAACUUCUAGAGAGCAAAACUCCACUGUCACAGACGAUGAGCUUGUGCACGAGGCAUGCCGGGUCAUUUAUGGGGCUGAAGUGCUCUCUCACAAAGGCAUAGCUUCUGCCCCCUCAUGGCUACGUGAUGUGCUCAUGAGCAACGAGACAAUCGCACAGCGGGCAAGGCACUCUCCGAUUCGCUCUGGUGCAGAUUCUCAUGUCAGCAUACUCAAAAUUAACGGCAAGGACAACAUAUUUGAGGCGUGCCCUCUUGAGCACAAACUCCUCGAAUAUGUAAAUUCAAGGACUUUGCUUGGGUUGACUCCGACCGACGGCGAGCUUCAGCUGGAAUGCUGCAAAAUCCUUGGCCACUUUGAAGAGACUUCGUCAAGCCCAUCGGAUCUUGUGGGAAACCUGCUUGUAAGGCUGGUUAUGGGAUCCAAAAGCUGGUUGGCAGAUUUUAGACUCAGAGCUCGACUACCUCGAUCCGAGGACAUGAUUGAUGAGGACCGACGACCAACCGACGGCAAAUCGCUCGACUCGUCUAUCCACAAUUUCUCCAGACUCGAGAGAGAGUUGGCACAACACGUCCGUUCCCAAAGGGCGAAGGGAAUCGAGCCUGAUGGUCCAGAUCUGCAACGGGCUGCUCGUAUCAUCAUAUACGGAAAUGAUGAUGGCUGGAAUCAAACUGCUGCAGACUCUCCCGAGUGGCUUGGUGCCUUUGGAGAACGGAUGCAGGAGGCAGGCUCAAGAGCCGUUUUGAAGCUCGAUGAUCCCCUUCACCACCUGUUUGAUCCCGACGCAGAACUGAUUGCUCUGCAGAACGCAUUUGCUUCGCAGCAGAGCAGCAAAGAUUCACCAACAACCGCAAUAACCACGAGCGAGUCUGCUCCAAACGUCUCCUCACCGGUUGGUCGAUGUGCUCGAUCCGUUCCUUUCUUCAUACAUGACCUCAACUGUUAUAAGAGGCUAAAGAAGGAACUGGCCCGGUGGAGUGCAUCAGUUAUGUCGCCUAAUAACCCAAAUCAGCAUGUUCCAUCGGACGCGGAACUCCAGCAUCAGGCGCGGUGGAUCCUAUAUGACGACGAUGAUCCUUGGAAUGUGACCGCAGCCGACAACUUCGAGUGGCUGCAACGAUUCAAACGUGACCACAAAAUAAUUAGUGAUGACUCUGGGCCUGGUCUCCCAGAUUCCGUGGGCUGGAAUCUGCAUCAAGGCGGCACAGGCUUUGCCCCUCCAUAUGCGUACCCAGCCGUAGCGAUUGAGGGAACCGGUGGCUGCGGCAGUGGGGAAGGCACUGUAGAGAUCCCCGUAAGCGUGGACGCAAAGCUCUUCCAAGCCGAUCAGAGGGCGGUCGAUAGCUACUUGCAGGGCUUCAAGGCCCGAUACCCGCGACCCCCUGCAGUAUUCUGUUCGAGAGAACUGGAGGGUGGCCUGACCGAAUUCAUGGAAUCGCAGCAGGUCACCAUGGGCGCCCCGCCUUCGGAUGAGAUGCUCAGAGCCAAGGCGAGGGAGAUACUUGGCACUGAGACAACUGCAGCCGAUGAUUCCGUGCUGCUGGAGAGGUUCAAGGCAGUUUUCCAGCCAAACAAUGCUGUGAUCAAUACGUCCGAGGCGGAAGUGGACUUUUCGCUGAUGUCGGGCAUGCAGCUGCCACUGCCGGAAGUUGGUGCUGCGUUUGCAAUGCAAGCGGCAGAGACGACCAAUAAUGGGUUUGAUGGUUCCAUGAUGUAUGGUUUCGGGAUACAGGGCACUAUGGACCUGGUGCAGAGUCCAAGUCAGCUUUUCGACAUGUAGAUGAACAGAGUUGCUGUAUGGUGGGUGUGCAUGUUUGCAAGGGGUCACUCCCUGUUGAGUAGUUGGAUAAAGCAAACUAAAAACAACAGAUAGGCAUGCAAAGAAGGCAAAACAAUUUUUGAGCGGAAAUGCAACAUGAACUCGAAUUUUCUUGGUGUUAUUUUGUGAAGUAUCCAUCUUGUAUUGCAAUGCAAAACCAAUGGUACAGUU
Molecule: messenger RNA, 4061 nt
Organism: Pyricularia oryzae 70-15
Lineage: Eukaryota; Fungi; Ascomycota; Sordariomycetes; Magnaporthales; Pyriculariaceae
Exons: 7
Coding region: 294-3851 (1185 amino acids)
Biological process (GO): regulation of DNA-templated transcription
Molecular function (GO): DNA binding
Source: RefSeq, a predicted model, not a curated record